Drosophila subpulchrella is the source of this 1545-nucleotide messenger RNA. RefSeq names its product transmembrane protein 68. The record is from RefSeq and is a predicted model, not a curated record. Gene Ontology annotation, cellular component: membrane. The coding region runs from base 468 to 1439 and encodes 323 amino acids. The transcript is spliced from 4 exons. Lineage: Eukaryota; Metazoa; Arthropoda; Insecta; Diptera; Drosophilidae. Gene Ontology annotation, molecular function: acyltransferase activity.
GGAGAAAAAGAAGCAACAAAAGCGAAAUGAAAUGAGGGAACUACAAUAAAUACUUAGUAGUAUUAUUAAGCGAAAAGCGCGGCGCGCUCACAAUGUUUCUGACUGCGAACGGCGGCGGUUGUCUUUUCAGCGAGUUGUUGUUUACAUUCCGAUAGCCGAUGGCCGAGAGACCACAACAAAUAGUCGCGAACAACAAAUAACAAUAACAAUGAAACAUGCAAAUAAAAUGCACGUAAGGCGCGGCGCAAAUGAAUGAUUUUAAUUUAAAUUUAACACACACGAUGCGAUGACCAUUUAAAAGAAGCAGCAGGAAACAAAAGAACCCAAGAAGCGCAAAAGAAAGGCCAAGAAAGUCAAAAAUCAGGCCAAACCGAUUUGUUUUUUUUUUUUGUUCUGUUUGUUUGUUUUUGUUGUGGUGUGGCUUCUUUUUUAUGCUUAAGAACAACAAAUGAAACACAGCACUUGAAAUGGAAUUUCUGGAGAACCUGUACAAAACGCUGCAAAGCCUGCUGUCCUCCUACAUCGAUUUGGAUUACUCGCUAUGGCUUUACCGCUUCCUCACCCCCCUGAUUGUCACCUUUCUGCUGCCCCUCGUCUUCGUGGCCCUCAUCUACAUUUCCUUUCUGGUGCUUUUUAUCUACAAGUUGCACAGGCAGGUGAUAAUGCGCGCGGUGCAGGGCGACCGCAACUUCUGGCGGGUCGGUCGGAAGAUUGUGGCUGCCAUCUGGGAUGCACACGCGCGGAUCUACCACGGCUACGAGGUGAUCGGCCUGGAGAACGUGCCGCAGGAGGGUCCGGCGCUGAUUGUCUACUACCAUGGGGCCAUACCCAUCGACAUGUACUACCUCAACUCGAGGAUGUUGUUGCAGCGCGAGCGCUUGAUAUACACCAUUGGGGAUCGCUUCCUGUUCAAGCUGCCUGGCUGGGGCACCAUUUCGGAGGCAUUUCACGUCAGUCCCGGCACAGUGCAAUCCUGCGUGAGCAUCUUACGGGAUGGCAAUCUACUGGCCAUUUCCCCAGGCGGCGUCUAUGAGGCACAGUUCGGGGAUCAUUACUACGAGUUGCUGUGGCGAAAUCGCGUAGGAUUCGCCAAGGUGGCUAUCGAGGCCAAGGCACCGAUCAUUCCUUGCUUCACGCAGAAUCUGCGAGAGGGCUUCCGCCAGGUGGGCAUCUUCCGGACGUUCUUCAUGCGGCUGUACAACAAGGUGCGCAUUCCUGUGUAUCCCAUCUACGGGGGAUUCCCCGUCAAGUUUCGCACCUAUUUGGGCAAGCCCAUUCCCUACGAUGAGAGCCUAACGCCGCAGGAUCUGCAAAUAAAGGUGGCCACCGCCAUCGAGGAUCUGAUCAAUCAGCACCAGCGAUUGCCCGGCAGCAUUUUGCUGGCCCUCCUGGAUCGCCUGCCCUCGUUCAGGAGACGCCUUAAGAAGAAGGACGAGUGAUCCACACCGAUGCCUUCCACGCACGUCAAUCCCAUUUCCGUUUAGAGUAUAGAGAGAUUAACAGAUUGACUUUGGUUCUGGCCAUAUAAAGACUUUGUUCCAUGUA